UGAGGUGUGGGUACUGACGAGUGGUGUGUGGGUAUUAACAUGUGUGUGUGUGUGUGUGUGUGUGUAGGUGUGAAUACUGAACUGUUGGUUGUGGUGCGGGAGAGGAUGCGGGUAGUACAGUGGGUGCGGAUGGUAGCAGUACUAUGUGUAGCGUCGAUGGUGUUGGUCUCUUGUUGUUGGCGUCUCCUUACUCACAACUACUCCCAACAACUCUACCACAACCACAACCUGACCGAGAUAGACUACAACCAUCAGGAUUAUUAUAACAGUGACCAUGUAGACGACAAACGCACUCACACACAACAUAACGUCAGGGGACAAGGUGACAGGGAUACCAUUAGUGACUCUACCUCGACGUAUUAUCAGAGGAAGUUUGUUUACAUCAACAGACAAGACGGGAGUAAGAAGGUACACGUAUAUAAUCAACACAGCCAGAUACAUGAUAAAGACACCUAUUCAUAUGACAAAAACAGCGAGGUAUAUAACACAAAAGAACAAAAACAUGACAAAAACAACCAGAUUUAUGUCACAAAAAGACUUAUUCAUGACCAAAACAGCUUCACUAUUGACACAAGCCACCAGGUAGAUGACACUUAUGACCAGACAGAUACAGAGUUUGUGCAGGGAGAUGCUGGUGACGAGGACGAUAGCGAGGAGGAGGAACAAGGGGAGAAGUCACCUCGAGUCAUCCUGCUGUUGGGUAGUUGGCGCAGUGGGUCGACCUUCUUGGGGGAACUCCUGGCCACGGCCGUCCAGGACACCUUCUACAGCUACGAGCCUCUACACCCGUGGAAGAUAAAGGUGUUGUAUGAUGAUGACAACACCACGCAGGCCGCCGUCACCUUCCUCAAGGAUCUGUUCCACUGCCGCCUUGAACAACAUGAGCAGCAGGUCUCCUACAUGGCCAGCCAGCACUGGUACCUGCGCUCGAACACUCGCCUCGCCUCCCACUGUCACUACCAGCAGGGGGACAAGCCAGAACAGCAGCAGCAGCAGGGGGACAAACCAAAGCAGGAGGAACAUCAGCAGAAGCAACAGGGAGAACAUCAAGAGAGGCAGCAGCAAGAAGAGACCUCCUCUUCCUCCUCUUGCUUCAAUGCCUCCUUCGUCAGCCAAUUGUGUCGCAGCUCCCGCCUCCACGUAGCCAAGGUGUUGAGACUCGGCCUGCAGUGGGUGGUGCCGUUACUUGAGGAGAAGCUGGACCUACAAGUGGUUUACCUGGUGCGUGACCCCCGAGCUGUCCUCAGUUCCCGGGAGCGAGUGUCGUGGUGCAGCUCCCCGACCUGCAGGGAUCCAGCCUAUAUGUGUCCUCACCUCUACCACGACCUUCUCCUACUACCCCAACUCCGCCACCUGUACCCUGACAGAUUCAAGAUGGUGCUGUACGAGUCACUCCUUAAGGACAUCAAUGCUUCACUGAGGGAACUGUACUCCUUUCUGCGUCUCCCUCUGCCUGAGAAGCGACUGCUCUUGCUGACAGCCUCCAGCCAGGGGUCCCCCCUCAAGAGGUUAGACCAGGUGUCCAGUCACGCCCGGGGGACCUACGGCACCACCAGGAUGCUCGACAGCCAGGCAUAUUUGUGGCGCUUCUGGACUCCCUACAAGAAGAUGGUGACGUACCAGACCCACUGCAGCAGAGUGAUCAGGUUCCUGCGGCUCAGGCUGUUUACCUCCUCCACCCAGUACCACAGCAUUUCCCGCUACCCCGUCCUCCUCCCACGCCCACCCCAACACGCCCUCACUUCCUGAAGACGUCCAUGUCUCCUGAUGCCAUGUCCACCUCCACGUCUCAGCAUUACAUCACACGUGACUACUCCACUCAUCAACCCACGUGUGACCAUGUCCACAUCUCCACUGCCUAAAGCCGCCCACAACUCGCCCACCCUUACAUGACUACGCCUGCACCUAGCUCCCCGCCAUUGCCUUAGUACGCUCAUUCCACAGAGAUAGCCACGCCCACAUCACAUAUUCAGGUGCCAGAUGAUGUGAUAGCGUGUGACUGUUGUGUUGAGGGUCACAAGUUUCUUAUGAUGUCAUCGCUGUGAUCAGUAAGUCUUUCUGCCGUGUGUACUACCAUGGUUAACUAGUAGAUACUGCGACCCCUAAAGUGCUUUUUAAAAUUAUUCUACAAGUAUAAUCUGUUAUUAUUCAUUAGAUUUUUAAUUCUCAUGUACGAAAAAUGCUUUCCUCGAUGUUUUUAUAUAUAUUUUUCAGUGAGAUGAAAUUAAUUUUCGUAAAUGAAGAUUAAGAACUGAAUAAUUAGUAAAUUGUUUUUAUAGUCUUAAUUAAGCAGGUGUUGCUGUACUUAAUAAUUACUCCUCUAUAUCAUGACAGGUAUAGGAGCGGUGCUGUGCCUCUGUGAACUGUACAAGUAACUCAGGGUAUAGUGAUCAAGGCUUAGACUACACAUUAGGAUUGUUGCUCACGAUAAUAUACGGAUCUCAUGAAGAUUAGAAACCUCAACUUAUUUCACCAGAUGACUAAACACCCACAUAAUAACCUAACCUAACCUGACCCCACCGCACCCCAUCCCCUUUAGCGUUAGGGUGUUUAUCAAUCAUCAGGAGAUAAUAAACGGAGGUUCCAAAUCGUCAUGUGAUCCUUUGAGUAAGUUGUUUUUAAUAAUAUAAAUCUUAUACAGUAGAAAUGACUAAGGUCGACUGGUUCAUUUCUCCCCUUGAUUUUUGCUCCAGUUUUGCUGUUAUUGCCUCUGCCUGUAUAAGACUGUCCGGAUCAAAGUACCUCCAUCCAUUUAUUAAGCUGACUCGCCACAUGGGUGACUACUGACUAGUGAACCACUUAUACACUUUUUGCCACCUAUUAACUGAACUGUGAAGAUGUAGGAGCGUAUACUGUCCACCCUGUGUAAGGUCAUCUCCCUGACCUGAUAUAUUGAUGUAGACUUUACAAUAAUGCACAUGGGUUGAAAUGAUUCCCCGCUUCCUGUACUGCCAUAAUUAUGUGGAUCAUAACAUUAUUUAUAUCUUCUACAGUUCCUGCUUAAUUAUCUCUUCCUUAUUAUACUCAUGUUAUAAAUGAACGAAAUACGAAAUGAAGUUUUACAUUUAAUAACUUUAACUAUGUAAACAACUGGAUUGACUUCUUAGUAAAACGGAUGAAAAUGCAA
This is a messenger RNA of Homarus americanus (American lobster), 3127 nucleotides long. RefSeq names its product carbohydrate sulfotransferase 5-like. The transcript has 5 exons. Gene Ontology annotation, molecular function: N-acetylglucosamine 6-O-sulfotransferase activity. Lineage: Eukaryota; Metazoa; Arthropoda; Malacostraca; Decapoda; Nephropidae. The record is from RefSeq and is a predicted model, not a curated record. Gene Ontology annotation, biological process: sulfur compound metabolic process; N-acetylglucosamine metabolic process. The coding region runs from base 40 to 1749 and encodes 569 amino acids.